Molecule: messenger RNA, 4088 nt
Organism: Linepithema humile (Argentine ant)
Lineage: Eukaryota; Metazoa; Arthropoda; Insecta; Hymenoptera; Formicidae
Source: RefSeq, a predicted model, not a curated record
AUGGAUAAUAUGCUGCAAAUGAAAAUCCUCGGGAUAGACACGAGGAGUCUUCACGUUCCCACGGGAAUACAAAAGUUGGUGAUCGAUACGAAAUUUCACAUACAGCAAGUACGGAACGCAGCAGCUAACGAUUAUCAGCUUCCUGUGCGUGUGUACAAAACCUUCGACGCGGUAGUAUCCGGCGGUGUAGAAAUUCGCGGAAUCAAGGCUACUUCCAUAUUUCGCCGAAAAACAGCGGGGGAGCCCGUUCUCGAAGAAUACAGAUCCAUAGCUCAUCGCGACGGAGCCGAGGUUUCUCUACAAGAAGCCGUGAUGCUGUCGACGCAUCUCGCUCUGGAGUAUCAUCAAGUGAUAAAAGUAAAUAUUAUCGAAUUGAUCGAAGAUGAUGACAAAGUAGAAGCAAAUGAAAUAGCAUCACCACUGUUUAUCGAUAUCUUGGGUGAUCUACCGUUGCUUCAACCAAACAUUACUCUGGUAACCAGAACCGAUCGCUUCGAUUGCGUUACUCUUCCUUCGAAAAUCACAGUCUCGCAAUCGAAGAAGUUGUCGAAUGACGAUAAGACAAUAUUAAUCAUAGGAUACGAUUUGUUCACGAAGAAUAAGAGCAAAACCUUAAAAGAAAUUUUGCCGGCGUUACAAAACAAUGGAUUCUUAUUGACACGAGAACAGUCCUUCACGAAAGAUGACAUUGCGACUGCCGAAAAGUACGAUUUAGCAGUAGUACUUGAGAAACGCUCGCAGAAAGAGCACUUUAUACUGUUAAAGAAGACAGAACAGUCGACGAGGAAAACUAAAGUUAUUCACGUGAACAAUUACGAGUUCUCUUGGUUAGAGCAGCUUAAAUCGAUCUUGAACGCGGAGAACGAGUCAAGAAACGCUGCAAAAAUAAUUUUAGUCAGCGAGAAAGAUUCGGAAUGCGGCUUGUUGGGCCUCGUCAAUUGCUUGAGAAGAGAACCAGGCGGCGAAUUGAUUAGAGGAGUGUUUAUUCAAGACGAAACUGCACCGGAGUUUUCUUUGCACGAGCCAUUAUACGCGGAGCAACUUCGGAUCGAUCUUAUUAUAAAUGUCUUGCGUCCGGGUAAAACAUGGGGUUCAUACAGACAUCUUCCGUUAGCGCCGCUGACACCGAAGCUCGUAUACCACGCAUUUGCCAAUCAAUUGGUGAGCGGUGAUUUGAGUUCAUUUCGCUGGAUCGAAGGUGCGAUUACGCCGCAUUAUAAGGAGAAUAAUCUCGUUCACAUAGCUUACUCGUCUAUCAAUUUCAAAGAUGUAAUGAUAGCGUCCGGCAAACUUGUAAUAGAUGGUUUCUACUUAACGCGCGGACGACUCGAGGAUUGUAUGGUGGGUAUGGAAUAUGUCGGCGUCGAUAAUACUGGACAAAGAGUGAUGGGAAUUUGGGAAAACAGAUCCAUAUCAAAUAUGUGCAUAUCCUACAAAGACAUGUGCUGGAACGUUCCCGAUGAGUGGAGCAUGGAGGACGCUGCAACGGUUCCAUGCGCUUACAGCACGUGCUGUUACGGAUUAAUCGUCAAAGCGAAUAUGAAAAAGAGCGACACGGUACUCAUCCACUCCGGUACCGGUGCCGUGGGACAAGCUGCAAUUCAUCUUGCGCAUCACAAAGGUUGCGAGAUAUUCACCACCGUUGGCACUCCGGAAAAGCGAAAGUUUAUCAGAGACACGUUCCCGUUCAUCCCAGAGAAUCACAUUGGAAAUUCGCGCGACAACAGUUUUGAGCAAAUGAUACUUAGUCAGACCAACGGCCGUGGCGUGGACAUUGUAUUGAACUCGCUUGCCGAAGAAAAACUCCAGACGUCCAUCCGUUGCCUCGCGAAGGGCGGGCGUUUUCUGGAAAUCGGCAAAUUCGAUUUUAUGGCCAAUAAUUUGUUGAAUCUGUCCAUCCUUUCGAAAGGAAUUUCAUUUUACAGCGUUAUGUUGGAUAAUAUGUUCACAGCUCCGGAAAAACUAAAAGAACAAUUGCACAAGGUAGUGACCAUAAAUCUUGCGAAUAAAGCUAUUCAACCGAUUGCCAGGAAGAUUUUCGAAAAGGAUGAAGUGGAAGCUGCAUUCAGAUACAUGGCAGCUGGAAAGCAUAUAGGAAAGAUAAUCAUAAAAAUGCACAAAGAAAAUGAAUCUAUGAGCGCACCCAUUCUUGCACUUCCACGUUAUUACUGUCUAUCAAAUAAAUCGUACAUCAUCUUAGGCGGGUUGGGUGGCUUCGGCUUAGAAUUAGCCGACUGGCUGGUUGUUCGUGGCGCUCAGAAUCUGGUGUUCAUCUCGCGUGCCGGAGUAAAAAACGGAUAUCAGCAGAUGAAAAUCGAUCUAUGGAAAUCUUAUGGAGUGAAAGUGUUAAUCAUAUCGGACGUCGACGUAUCGGACGUCAAAGAUUGCGAAUAUAUGCUGAAAUCGGCGGAAAAAUUGGCGCCGGUGGACGCUAUAUUCAACCUGGCUGUGAUAUUGAAUGAUAAAAUUUGUCCGAAUCAAACUGUAGAGACGUUCCAAGAGCCCUUCAAAGCGAAAGCUUGGGCCACGAAAAACUUGGAUCAUUUGACCAGAAAAAUAUGUCCGCAGCUUCGUCACUUUGUUGUGUUCUCUUCGGUAUCUUGCGGCAGAGGAAAUGCCGGACAGACCAAUUACGGCAUGGCAAAUUCCAUCAUGGAAAGAAUUUGCGAGAAAAGAGUGCAAGAGGGUCUGCACGGACUAGCGAUUCAAUGGGGUGCGGUCGGCGAUGUCGGCCUCGUGGCUGAUAUGCAAGACAACGACAAAGAAAUGGUUAUCGGCGGCACUUUGCAGCAAAAGAUAACUUCCUGCAUCUCGAAACUCGAGGACUUUUUGUUACAAAAACAGCCUAUAGUGGCGAGCAUGGUUGUAGCCGAGAAGCGGUUGAUCACUUAUGGCGCAUCCAGUAUUGUAGAAACUGUGGCCAAUAUUAUGAAUCUGAAGGACAUGAGUACCGUGGCUCAUCACAUGCCUUUGUCCGAGCUUGGAAUGGACUCGAUGAUGGCCGUGGAAAUUAAACAAACCUUGGAAAGGGAGUAUGAGAUUUUCCUUACCGCGCAGGAUAUUCGCAAUCUCAAUUUCGCUAAGCUCGGCAAAAUGUUCGAAAAAGAUGUGAAGAACGACGAACUCACCGAGAUAACAGGAAUGAAAUUGCUCAUUCGCAUAUCAGGCGGAGAUCAAUUGAUACCCGAUGUUUGUAUAAAGCUUCCGACGAAAGAAAGCACGACGGAAAGCGAAAUAUUCCUAUUGCCAGGUAUAGAGGGUUGUGGAAACGUCUUUGAUUUGCUGGUGCCACAAAUCGAAGGUUCAGCAACGUGCCUGCAAUACAACACGUAUAACAUCGGCACAGACUUAACAUCAAUAAAAGAUAUCACUAAUAGCCUUUUACAGCACAUUUUGAGCAGAGAACAAAAAUUGCCACAAAAUUUUGUACUAGUCGGCUAUUCGUAUGGAUCGAUAAUUGCAAUUGAAUUAGCGCGGAAGUUCGAAGAAAUGAAUCUCAAAGGCCGAUUGAUUCUCAUCGAUGGAGCACCGGAGCACGUGAAGGCACUAGUUAAUGCAAAUUGUCCUUUCACUACGUUAGAUGAAUUCCAGAAUAAUAUUCUUUUGGGUAUAAUGGAUUUGUUUCAACCAGCAGUUAGUGGAAAGUUCCUGUGUGAGUUAAACAAAUGUACUAAUACUAAUUGGGACAAAAAAUUGGAAAUUUUCUUGAAACAUGCUUCUUCGGCUUAUUCACAAAUAAUGAUUAACAAAAGAAAAGCCUUGUGCACAACAAUGUACAAGCAUUUGAUCGGUCUUCAUGAAUACGAUGUGACACAAGUACCGAAGAUCGAAUCACCUAUAAUACUUCUAAAACCAACGACGUAUGCAUUACUUUUUCCUGAAGAAGACUAUGGUCUCCACAAGAUUACUAAAGGAAAGAUAGAAAUACACUAUGUUGAAGGCACUCACAUGACAAUAGUGGACAGUGAGAAGGUCGUUGCUGCAAUUAAUGGAGCAAUAAAUUCCAUCAAACCUAUUCAAAAGCAUGCAAAUAUAAUGAGUAAUAAUAAUAUGACAUUUGUUCAAAAUAUCCGUACUAGAACAUAGAA